UGCCAUCACAUACAGAGAUCCAAGUCACUGCAGGGGACCAAUAUAUAAAGCUGUGUUUCCCUGGUUGUUACUGUUCCUUUUGUUAUCCUUACUGAACAUCUUUUGCUGGCCAGUGUCACCAUGUCUCAUUUAGAGGAGCUUGGAGGGCAUCAUGAGGAGGAAGAUGAAGAACCAGGAGAGGGAGAACGGCCGAAAUACAAACCAGUGGUCACACAACUCGCUGCACCAAAAAUCCCAGAGGGGGAGAGGGUUGACUUUGAUGACAUUCAUCGGAAAAGAAUGGAGAAAGAUCUUCUGGAGCUGCAGACUCUGAUUGAUGUCCACUUUGAGCAGAGAAAGAAAGAGGAGGAGGAGCUGAUUGCACUCAAAUAUAGAAUUGAGAACCGGCGAGCAGAGAGAGCUGAGCAGCAGCGAGUGAGGGCUGAAAAAGAGCGUGACAGACAGACACGCAUUGCUGAGGAGAGACAGAGGAAAGAGGAUGAAGAGGCGAAGAAGAGGGCAGACGAUGAGGCUAAGAAGAAAAAGGUGCUCUCCAACAUGGGAGCUCAUUUUGGAGGGUUUCUUGCAAAGGUAGAACAAAGACGGGGGAAAAAGCAAACUGGAAGAGAGAUCAAGAAGAAGACUCUGGCUGAGAGGCGUAAGCCACUGGCUAUUGAGAACCUGAGAGAGGACUGCCUGAGGGAGCGAGCCAAAGAAAUGUGGGAAUGGAUCUACCAGCUGGAGUCAGAAAAGUUUGACCUGACUGAAAAGAUGAAGAGGCAGAAAUAUGAGAUUAAUGUUCUAUUGAACCGAAUCCAACAUGCUCAGAAAUUCAAAAAGGGCCAUGGUAAAGGGAAGGUUGGAGGACGCUGGAAGUAACCCACCCCCCUCAAACACACAAACAAGUGACACAAGCAAACAAGAGGAUAGUUCACUGAUUUUAGAAAGAGAUUGCAGCAAUUUUGCAGCUUUUACUACAUGACAAGAGCGAAAUAUGAUAGAUUUCUGUGUGAUGUUUAUUAGAAUGUAUCCAUUUAAAUUAGGAUUUGUGGUUUUUUAAAUGCAUGCAUACAUAAAAUGAAGACUGUUUUGUUUAAACUGGACAUAAAAUAAAAUGAUCAAAUGAUAAAAUUAUAUAACCAUAUAUAAACAUGACUUUCCAGAG
Melanotaenia boesemani (Boeseman's rainbowfish) is the source of this 1144-nucleotide messenger RNA. RefSeq names its product troponin T, slow skeletal muscle-like. The record is from RefSeq and is a predicted model, not a curated record. Bases 121 to 858 code for a protein of 245 amino acids. The transcript is spliced from 13 exons. Gene Ontology annotation, molecular function: troponin T binding; tropomyosin binding. NCBI's taxonomy places the organism in Eukaryota, Metazoa, Chordata, Actinopteri, Atheriniformes, Melanotaeniidae. Gene Ontology annotation, cellular component: troponin complex. Gene Ontology annotation, biological process: slow-twitch skeletal muscle fiber contraction; regulation of muscle contraction; sarcomere organization.